GUGUUGUAUUGUUUCAGACGGUACAUCAUUAUCUCUCCUCAGACUGUAAGGCCAGGGAUGUUAUACAAUGUGCUCACAAUGUUUAUGCAUGACGAGCUGCAAAGGGCGGUGGUGUACGCCAGCAUCGUCAGAGACGACCAGGUGUUGGCUGAGGGCUCUCUUGACAUCAGCACCAACACACUCUCUGCUUUGCCUCUCAAGUUAGCAAUGUCCAUUCUACCAGGAAGUUACACUUUAAAUGUGGAAGGAAGGAACAACGGAAUGGUCUUGUUCCAAAAUUCCUCUGCGCUCUCUUUCGAUUCCAGGUUCUUGGCUGUAGUUGUCCAAACAAGCAGGCCUAUAUACAGGGCAGGCCAAGAAGUGCGAUUCAGAGUUGUAGCGCUUCACACAAAUCUACGCCCGUUCAAUGAUGGCUUAGAGGUGUAUGUACUUGACCCAGACGGUGUUAUCAUGAGGAGAUGGAUCUCAGCUUACACAAAUAACGGUGUCUCAAGUUUGAGAUUCAAGCUUCCGAAAUUGGCAAAAGAUGGAUAUUGGAAAAUACGAAUAAAAGCUUGGAACCAAAUUGAGGAACAGGUCAUCAAAGUGGAGACUUACUUUGACCCUCUGUUUGAGGUGCAUGUGAUACUGCCACCUUAUAUUGCUGAGACAGAAGACGUCAUCAGUGGAUCAGUUUAUGGGCUCUACACCUCCCAGAGAUAUGUGGAUGGCAACGGGACAUUGAUGAUUUCAGCCAGGCGAUUAGCCAACAAUGAGACAUUUGUAAUGUUGCGAGAAGAAACCAUUUUCUUUAAAGGCGCACCUCAUACAGUUGAGAUCCCAAUGUCACUCAUCCACUCUAGGAUGGGUUCAGCGCGGGAUGUGGAGUUGAGGCUGGAAGUUGAGAUAACCGAGUUGCUCAGCAGAGAGACCGUGAAGGGUUACAGCCACUCUCGCAUCAUCCCAGGACAACUUCAGCUCAGGUUCCUCAGUGCUUCACCGGCAACCUUCAAACCUGGCCUUCCUUUCUACGGAUAUGUAGCCGUCAUGUAUGAAGACAAAGAAAAAGUUCCCGCAGAAGAAUUGGCGAAGGCAAGGAUGCGAGUUCAAGUGGAGCUGCACCUGGAGACCGGUCAGACGAUGAGGUUGCCCGAUCUGGUGGCAGGGAAAGAUCACAGGAACUCUUGGGACGAAGAAAACUUUAUAAGCGAUCAAACAAAAGAAAGGUUCGUCGAUGAAGUCUCUCACGAUACGUAUCUACAAGACGGGGUUCUCGGGUUCCGAUUUGACUCUUCCAAUAUAACGGACAGCAUCAUAAUAAAAGCUUCAUAUACCAGUGAGGACGGAACUUCAAUAGAAGCCAAGCUUGAGGCGGUCAGACAUUUUUCUCCCACGAAGAAGUUCAUAAGUGUGUUUUCCUCUUCUACAAGCGUACAAGUCGAUGAAUACGCUAUUUUCCAUGUUAAAUCGAAUUUGAGACUGGACAGUUUUCAGUACCUUGUAAUUUCCAAAAAUGAGAUCAUCAGCUGUGGUGAACACAAGGUGAUAAACUCCUCCGCGACUACCUCGACUAUGACGCUGGGUGUGAGUGGAGAGAUGGCUCCGGGGUUCACACUCCUGGUGUUGCACGUCACAGGUCUUGGUGAAGUUCUCACCGACAGCUGUUUCCUUUCUGUGGACGGGUUCAGCAAGUAUAAUACAGAACUUGAGAUAAACACAGGGAAGGACCACAAGGCAGAGCGGGUGGAAGUACGAGCUAGUGGAGGGGUCGGAGCUUUCAUCGGCGUUCACGCAGUUCGAGGCUCGAUCUACCGCCUUCAGGCCGGCAACGAGAUAUCACUCGGCCGGAUAGUGGAGAAGUUCAUGCAGUUUGAAAAAACGACAAGAAAAUUUAAUAAAGUGCACUGGAAAUCACGGGAUGGUGAAAGCGGAGACCAACAUCGGUAUUUCAUGUCCAUGGACAGCGGAUCUGAUGCAAACCAUACAUUCACCUCAGCAGGUCUAGUCGUCAUGUCGUCUGCAGACAUACUGCAAGACUCGGGUUCAGGUUUUUGUGAUACGGAGGAUGAACUUCCUUGUGAUCUGAGUAGCUGUUACUUUGUGAACCAAACGUGUGACGGAGUGCAAGAUUGCGUUUCAGGGAUUGACGAAUUGAUGUGUCCCAACCUUGAAAAAGAAGAAUUUGAAUAUAAAAUCUCUAGGAGUAGUAGAACUGAAUUCCUGUACGAUAUGAAGGAGGCUGACUGGGGUUGGAGGGAGAUUAAAGUGAACGAUCAUGAAGGUGUGGAGUUCGAACCCCUCACUGCUCCAGCAACUGCAGACGACUGGUACUUCACCGCCUUCAGUAUCAACACAGACCUGGGCUUCAGCAUGAUACCAGAGCCGUUCAUUUUCUCGAGCAAACGCAACCUCAUGAUGCACGUAACGGGGCCCAGCUCGUGUUAUACAGGAGAGCAGAUCGCACUACAGGUGGACCUGAUCAGCCACCAUGAUGUGGAAACGCUUGUCCUGCUCACACUUAGCGGUUCACCCGACUACAAGUUCGUGCAUGUCGAGGAGGGUGGCCGAGUAUCCAGCUACUCCGCUCGGCUCUCUUCUGGAGACCAUCAGUUGUUGGUGUAUCUAGAGCCGAAGUCCCAGGAGCACAUAGACUUCCCUAUCACGCCAACUGUGGAGCAGGGUACCAUAGAGGUGACGGUGACAGCCACCGCCCAGACCGGUCUGUGUGUCAGCUCUCACUCGGUUGUGGUUCAGGGAGGAGGCGCUCUGAUAAACAAACACACGUCAGUCUUCCUGGAUUUGAAGAACAGAGCAUUAGUAAUGUCUUAUCUGGACAUCAUCGUGGAGGAGACUCCCAUCAUACCUUAUAGCAUGAACAGGCGUUAUGUGUUCGGGAGUACCUCGGCUAAAGUUGAAGUAUUCGGGGACAUAAUAGGCCAGGCAUUCUCAUCUGUGCCAGCCACUAUAGAGUCAACGCUUCACAAAUCUGCAAAAGGAACUCUUGCAAGAGUAUUUGAGUUCGGUACUAACGUAUGGACACUUCACUAUCUGCGACUGACCAACAAGCUCCAGAGACCUUUCCUGAAAGAAGUGCUACUGGAGUGCAACGUCAUGUACGCUCAUAUCAUGAAGAGGUUCCACACAAACGGAUCUUUCACCAACUGGGACUCUUCUGGAUUUAGUGUUUGGUUGACAGCGUGGACCCUGAGACUGCUCAAAGCUGCCUCCUAUCCUGACUGGGAGUUCCUUCUCUACAUAGACCCGAGUGUCACCGAGAGAGGGGUGGCUUGGCUGCUGCAGUACCAGGCUGCCAACGGGAGUUUCUACGAGGAUUCUACAGAUUUAGACUCUAAAAUUAAUUCCAACAUGAGACAUGUGACACUGACGGCACAUGUGCUGAUAACACUGUGCGAAUGUAUGUCACUGCUGUCAGGAGAGGUGAAGAUAAGAGCUACAGUUGCGAGUCAGCGAGCCGCACUGUACCUGGAGCGAGCUCUGUCCUCGCUGUCAGAUCCUUAUCACUUGUCUGUCACCGUGUACGGACUCAGUGUGAGCCUGGGCCGCGGUGAUGUAGAGUACGGCUACCAUGCUCUGCUGCGCAGCCAGCGCCAGAACAGAGAUGGUUUUAUUUAUUGGUCUCCAAGGGAGAUACCUGCAAACCCUGUCAAGAAAGAGAACCAACGACCGUUUGUGCAGCCGCGACUGUACCAUGAGGAGGACUCUGUCGCCGUGGAGACCACAGCAUGGGUGCUACUGACAGCCCUCCACCGCGACGGUGUCACUGACAUGGCGGAGCGGAUAGUUCAGUGGCUCAAUUCAGUCAGAAUGACCAGUGGUGGAUUUAUCUCACCUGUGGAUACGCUGGUGGCACUUCAAGCACUGACAGAGUAUGCUUUCAGAGCAAGGCUCCAUGAAAUAACCAAAAUGGAUGUUGGAGUAGAAUUUCCAAUGUCCGGCAAUAAAAGACAUAAAGUCCAUAUUGACAAUUCUUCAGUGCUGUUCCAAACGGAGUUUGAGAUACCCAAAGUGUGGGGCAAUGUGAUCGUGGUGGCGCAGGGCACAGGACAGGCAGUGGUGCAGAUGGAUGUGAACUACGGCAUUGACCACCCAGCGCUUGUCGAGGUCUCUACCAUUCCUUGCUUCGACCUCAACGUCACAGAGUACUACUCCACAUACAGGAACAAGUCAGCUCUCACCAUACAAAGCUGCUUCAGGUGGGUACGAGACAGUCCGUUGUGGAGCAGUGCUGCCACACUAGAGGUAGACACGCCCACUGGCUACCGACUGGUGGAGUCGGAGGCAGAGAAUAUUGCACGUCGCGGCACACAUCCCACACUGCGAGACGCUCUCGUCACACACCACAAGACCGUUUGGUUCUUCGAGCAGAUUGGAAAAGAUUGGACUUGCUUCAACUUCACUUUGAGGCGGUGGUUUCCAGUGGCAAAUAUGUCUUUACAUAGACAGGCUUUAUUGUACGAAGCUACUGCCAGAGAAAGGUUUGUCCAAGUGCUAGUCAACUCUACUCCUCUCCAUGUCCUCAACAUCUGCGAGGUGUGCGGCUCCUACCAAUGUCCCUACUGCCCUCACUACAACACAGCUGCUCUCUACUCCAUAUCCCCACUUGUGAUACUUUGUCUCCUAGUCUUCUUCGUGUGUAACUGUACAUACAACUGAAAAUUACACAGAUUUUUAUGUA
Homalodisca vitripennis (glassy-winged sharpshooter) is the source of this 4675-nucleotide messenger RNA. Its product is annotated as alpha-2-macroglobulin-like. Gene Ontology annotation, cellular component: extracellular region. The record is from RefSeq and is a predicted model, not a curated record. The transcript has 26 exons. The coding region runs from base 58 to 4653 and encodes 1531 amino acids. Lineage: Eukaryota; Metazoa; Arthropoda; Insecta; Hemiptera; Cicadellidae. Gene Ontology annotation, molecular function: protein binding; endopeptidase inhibitor activity.